UAGAAGAAGAAGACGAAGAAGAAGAAGAAGAAGAAGAAGAAGAAGAACUGUGACCUGUGAACUGUGAACUGGAAGUUCUUUCAUUUUGGCCGAAGAACGAAAAUUGUCUGCUUAUUUUUCCUGUAAAGUCAGUCUGAGGACCAAAACCAUGAAACAAACUCUAAUGUCUGGCCAGAAAUAAGUCGUGCCGCACACCAAGAGACAGGAAAAUAUCUAUUAAGCAUUUAUCGUGUAGUCGAUCAAAACAAUUAAACGAAAUCGUUUUCUGACCUGAAAGAAGCUUUGCUGUGCUAUUAGCACUGGGAGGCUAACUUCGCCUUAGCUGCCUAACGUUACCGAACUGUGAUUGUGUCGGACUCGUCAGGAAUAUCCAUAAGGACAGGAGUUUAUCAGCUGGAGCAGAGGAAGACAGCUGGAGUUGCAGGGAUUCAAGCAUCCCUUUUCAUUAUCGGGUCCUGAGAUGACAUCACAGCAGCCACAGCUUCCCAAUGCUGUUAUUCCUCCCCAGCUUGCCCAGAACUCCUCUGCUCAGCAGGCCCGGCCUCACAUUCAGGACAAUCAGCUGGACUCGAGUCAGAGCAGUGCAACUGCUGGGGCUCUGGAUCCCAGAGCUCUGACAGGCAGGCCGGGCACCUCUGCUGUGGCAGCAACCAGUGGGGAGGUGGCCAACAGAAACGUCUCUGCCUCCUGCACCAACUCAAGCUUGUCCAGAAGAGAUGGGGGCUUUGAGCCGUGGCCUGAGGAAGCAGUGGAUAACUCCCAUGGGCUAUACUCUCUUCACCGCAUGUUUGACAUAGUUGGAGCCCAGCUAACCCAUCGGGAUGUCAGGGUACUGUCAUUCCUGUUUGUUGACGUGAUUGAUGAGUAUGAGCGUGGCGGCAUCAGGAGUGGAAGGGAUUUCUUGCUGGCACUAGAGCGCCAGGGUCGCUGUGAUGAGACUAACUUUCGACACGUUCUCCAGCUUUUAAGGAUUAUCACCCGCCAUGAUCUAUUGCCUUAUGUCACACUCAGAAAACGGCAGGCUGUGUGCCCAGACCCUGUUGACAAGUACCUGGAAGAGACAUCAGUGCGCUACAUUUCCCCAAGAGGAGCAGUGCGGAGCAAGGAUACUGCGCCUCACAGAAGAACCGGUCCUCACCCAGUCAUUUGCUGUUCUCCGUCAGGACCCCAUGUUGGCCCUCCCCGAACAAAGCCAGCUCCUCCUGUACCAAACUGCAAACGAAGGAGAAGUCAUUCCUCAGCUGACUGCAGAGAGAAGCAAACAUGUGAUAUCCGCCUCCGGGUUCGUGCUGAGUACUGCCAGCAUGAGUCUGCGCUUCAGGGUAACGUCUUUUCCAACAAGCAAGAGGCAGUGGAGCGACAAUUUGAGCGCUUCAACCAGGCAAACACUAUCCUUAAAUCCCGAGACUUGGGCUCCAUCAUCUGUGACAUCAAGUUCUCUGAGCUCACCUACUUGGAUGCCUUCUGGAGGGACUACAUCAAUGGAUCAUUGCUAGAGGCCCUUAAAGGGGUCUUUAUCACAGAUUCCUUAAAACAGGCUGUGGGCCAUGAAGCUAUAAAACUGUUGGUCAAUGUUGACGAGGAGGACUACCAGGCUGGUCGACGCAAACUGCUACGUAAUUUGGUCACAAGUGGAGGGAGUCCACCUGGAGCUAGCAAAGACUCUGUAUCUUAGACACUCUCCAGGUGGUAGCAUAAGGGAGAAACGCUGCCGUGCUUUCCCCACAGGGAAUAGAGUGAGAUGUGGUUGUGUCAUUUGAGGUGCUGAAGUGUGUGCCUGAAAGGAACUGAAGGACUUCCAGCCACCGCAUUAAUUCCUAGAGAGCUAAGGUCAUAGGAUAUCUACUUGGCACCCCUAAGCAUAGCAUGUGAGGUGAUUGGGAACUAUGUUAGCAAAAAGAAGAAGGUGUAUACAGUUUGACAUUAUUUUGAAUGUUAAGCUGUUCAUUUUCUUCAAGGAGGAGAAUGCUGAUUCAUUCUUGCAUUGAAUUUAACGAAUUUCUUGUUUCUGGUAUGUUUUCAUUGAAGCAUUGAGCUCAUUGAAACACACUGUUACUCUAAAGAUAGAUGAUCUUCACAACCUGUUCAGAGUCCAGUUCUUUUCAAUACAACAAAGUUACUCCCAGUGGGAGUUGUACCUUACUGUCAAACUGUUUUUUCAGGUACAUUACAGAUUGAUUGGAUAAACCCAAUGAGAGAGUGUUCUGUAUGUUAUAUAAAGGCACAGACUGAAGGAGUUAAAAUUAGUUUUUAUAUUUCUUUCAGCGUAUUAUCCUACUUUCCCCACACUUUCCAGAGUUUCCUUGUCUGUAAAGAUGGACCCUUUCAGAGCCUUUUUUUAUUGGCUCAUAUUUGUUCACUGUCAAUGUUGUGUCUCGGCUUUGUUUUAACAAAUUCUUUGUUUUACAACAUGGCUUGUUACCAGCAGCUGUGAUUCUGGCCUAAUGUGAAAUUCCGAUUGAAAAUCAUAGACAGUGUGUGUAAAGUUAUGUCAGUUGUGCAGGUAGUAAGAUGCCAGAUCAAAUUUAAAUAAUUCACAGUUAAGAUAUUUCACCCAGUUGUUAUUGGACUUGCACAUUAAAUCCUCAGCAGUCUUCUCUGUGGACUUGUUAUGCCUCUGGAUGAAUGAGGAUGUAGUUGAGUCCACAUGCUCAGUGUUACAAUCACUUUCUUAUCCAGUCACUUGACACCCAAUUGGACAUGUUAGACAAACUAGGCGUCCAGGUGUCCUCAGUUCCAUCCUUCUCCUUCAUGGGGUGUGGCAUUUCCACAGACAUUCACAAACCAAACUGGGGUUCUUUUUAUUAAGGUUUUGAUGCAGAAAAAACUAACAGGUCAACAUAAUAGUAAGGUAUAUAGCAUGUUAAUCUUCUACAAUUAAGUGCGCAGAUCUAGAACAAUUAUAAGCUUAUAGUGGAAGAAUACCACUUUUACAGUGUUAAUUAACCAAAUGUAAAUUUAUAUUCAUUUCUUUUUGGUAUAUGGAAUGAGGUGGAUUAACAGAAGACAUUAUUUGGUGGGUGCCUGUGACAAACCCAUGUUGACAGUAUUACUAAUGAUAACUUUAAUGCAGUCCUAAAAUACAUUCAGUGGCUCUUUAUUAGGCACACCUUUUUAGUUCUGAGAAGGCUCCCUAAAGAGGGGAUUGGGGAUGAUGGCCUCACACAGUUAAUGCAGAUAAGGUGGCUGCACAUUCGUGCUGCAAAUCUAGCUACUGCGCCUCAGAUUACAGGAGCUGUACUCAGCUAAACAGGAUGCAGGAUUUCAACAAGGCUGGUGAUAUAAAACCACAACUGAUCUGUAAUCAUGUUUAGCUUCAGGAGAUCAGUCGCUGGUACACAUCCAUCCCAUACAGCUUAUUUUUGAGUAGCUUCAACCUUUCCGUUUAUUAGCAUUGCAGUGUAAUCCAGAUUCAGAAAUUGUGCACAUUAAAAGUUCCUGACAUACCCAGACAAGAGUCUGCCCUUGUGUGCCCUUGAGCCUCCUGUGGCCAACAGUCGCCCUUAUCAACAGCUAAUUAAUCAUGUAUUAUUAGAUGUUGAUAAUAGAUGAUGCCAGUGAGAGCGCUGCCCAACUGGCAGUUCAUGUGAGUCAAUAACUGAUGCCACCCAUUUAGUGCAGUUUUUUCAUUUGCCAUUUGUUUUCGUCUCACAGUGGAAAAACAUUGCUGAUUGACCGUGCUAGUACAAUGCAAAACUUCUCAGUUCCAGUUGCAACUUCUUGUUUGUUCUUUAAUACUUUGUGGAUUAGAAAUACAGACUACAACUGCCAGCCUAUUCAUUUUGCAAGUGCAUAACUUCCAUGCAUGUAACUGACUGUAGGCUGUAGUUUCUGUUCUGUGUUGAAGUGCAACUAUUCACAAAAAAUGUGACUGGUCAACCAACUUUAACACACCCGACAAAAGUGACAGUAUUAGACAAUCCUGCAAAAUCCUGGAUUAUAUUUACGACAACAUCCUUCAAAUUCUUGCUUUCUAGAAUAUCUGAGCACAGCAACUAGUAUGCCAUGGGGAGAGAACAAUCGUGGUUAUGUUUAUGAAAGAGGCAAAUGUCAAUUGCAGGUCUGUGACGGGAUGGAAUUUCCAGUCUCCUGUACCAAAGUCAGAUACACAUCUGCCCAUCCACUACCCAACCUCCACACCCUUUCUUUUUUGAGUAGCUGCAUAAAGGACACACUACUUCCUGCACUGGCACUGAACAUUGGCAUUUGAUGUUAAUUGCACAGUGGUAAUUGUCCAAUAUGGACACAAUUCCUUGGCAUACUGGACUAGAGGUGACACAGAUAGAAAGGGGGCGACAUAGUCAUACAUUUUAAAACUUUUCAAAUUGUAGCUUUAAAAAAAAAAAAGGAAAUUGACAUGCUGAAAUGUCAUCACUGGUUUACCAAGACAGGUUAUGACUCAAUGCAAACUCAAAGUACCUUUGUUUGGAAAUGUGUAAUCAGUGAUAAUAUGGCAGUAUAUCAAAGAUGAAGCAUAAUGCUGUUUUGUGGUGAGAUGAUUUUGAUUUUGUAACCGAGGUAGAUAAGAGACUAAAUGUCAUUUAAGUAAAAUUUGUCAUUUGAAAUGCCAGUCUCUAAUGCUAAUAUUUGACAUGUUUCUUUUAUUCAGUGCACAUAGCCAAAUGGUUGACAUAAAAAAAAUCUGUGUACCCUUUAAAAGUUCAGUGUAUGUUUUUACCAAAUAUAUUCUUCCUGCUAAAAACGCUUAUUUUGAAAAUCUUAUCUCUGCUAUCAUACCAUCCGUGGUUACAUAUCAGAACACGCAAGUCAUGAUUGACACGUCACUAUUACUGUGAAUUAAAUAGAGUAGGCCUAAAUUUUAUAAUUUUUCCUCCAGUGGAAUUUUAUGUUAAGGUUGCAAGUUAGUAUCUAUUAUAUAGGUUGGUGUAUGUUAUGUUGAUUGUAUGUUAUGUUGUCAUAUGCAGCUGUCUUUUACGCAAAAUUGCAUGUAAGCUGUUAUCUCCAGAAAUGUCAUAGAAACUCACAGUGCUAACAUUUUGUAAAUAACUUUAUUGGAUGUCAGGUUUUCUUAAUUCAAUUUUGCAUUUCUUUCAGGAAACAGACAAGUAGGACUGUUAAUAAAUGAAAUGGAUGGGUUUUGUUGAAGUCCCA
Molecule: messenger RNA, 5112 nt
Organism: Perca flavescens (yellow perch)
Lineage: Eukaryota; Metazoa; Chordata; Actinopteri; Perciformes; Percidae
Gene: dedd
Product: death effector domain containing
Exons: 5
Coding region: 461-1675 (404 amino acids)
Biological process (GO): apoptotic process; extrinsic apoptotic signaling pathway via death domain receptors; regulation of apoptotic process
Cellular component (GO): nucleolus
Molecular function (GO): protein binding; DNA binding
Source: RefSeq, a predicted model, not a curated record